AUGUCUUCUGAAGCUCGCUUACGGAUCGUCAAACUUGACGACAACAAUUACCCCGAAUGGAAGGGUGAUAUCACUGGAGCUCUAAUGUCGGCCUCACUUGAUGAGUUCAUUGACUCGGAUGCAGAAGUUAUUCCUGCACCAGAAGGACCGAUUUCACAAGAGCGAAAAGUUCCUUAUGACGUUUAUGUCAUGCGACAACGCAAAGCCGCAGGUACUAUGUUCAGUCAUAUGACUCAACAAUUCUGUAUCAUCGUGGAAUCAGAAGGCUUUAUCUAUCAGCCAUUGAAAAUCUGGUUACUCAUGAAAGAAGAGUUUCAAGCCACAACCUCUAGUAGUAAGGGUAGAGCUUAUUCAGCCUUCACUCGUAUUAUUUUCACUUCUCUUGAUCAAUAUAUCAAGGACACUCGAUCAGCUUUGGCAACUAUGAGAGCUUGCGGUGUAAACUUCUCUGAUGAUCUCCAAGAGUUAAUAGGCGAAACUAUCGUUGGAAAACUCCCAAACUCCAUGGAGACAACCUUAUCUCUCUUUGAUUCUAAACAACCUUUAAAAACGAAAGACAAUUCUAUCGCGUUAGCCACCAUUGCUAAUCGACCACCUCGACCAGCACAUCGUUUUCCUUAUCCUACCUGCUCAAACGGACGUCAUAAUCCAGCUGUCAAAGGUCAUAAAUAUGAACAGUGUUAUCAAAACUUACAAUGGACAAGUAGCGGAAAAUUCAACAAAUUCCACAUUGAAGAAGAUGAACUAACUCUCUUGCAUGAGCAGACGGAACGGAUCCAAGGUGAUAAAUGA
Melampsora larici-populina 98AG31 is the source of this 792-nucleotide messenger RNA. RefSeq lists its product as uncharacterized. NCBI's taxonomy places the organism in Eukaryota, Fungi, Basidiomycota, Pucciniomycetes, Pucciniales, Melampsoraceae. Bases 1 to 792 code for a protein of 263 amino acids. The transcript has 4 exons. The record is from RefSeq and is a predicted model, not a curated record.